Molecule: messenger RNA, 505 nt
Organism: Bradysia coprophila
Lineage: Eukaryota; Metazoa; Arthropoda; Insecta; Diptera; Sciaridae
Product: salivary C-type lectin 2-like
Source: RefSeq, a predicted model, not a curated record
UUUUGGCAAUUAGUUAAAACGAGCAAUUUUGAUGGUGUGCCUAAAAUCACUUGUCCUGCUUUUUAUCGUCCUCAAUGUAACUUUAACAUUUGGGCAAAAUGCACCAGUUCAGUUACUCAAUAAGGAAUUCAAAAUACAAUACUUUGCGAAGAUGACUUGGUUCAAUGCCCAUUUGUCUUGCCUCGACUGUGGUGGCCAAUUAGCAUCCAUUGAGACAGAAGUGGAACAAAAGUAUGUUGAAGGACUAAUACAUGAUUUGGAUCUGCAGAGUAAAAGUUUUUGGACGGCUGGGACGGAUCUUGCUAAUGAAGGAAUUUUCAAUUGGUUCACUACAGGCGAUGUGAUUACGUAUGCAAAUUUUGCACCGCUUCGACCUGACAACAAAAAUGGCACGGAACAUUGCAUUGUUUUAUUUGGAGCAGAGAGCCUGAAAUGGAAUGACUUUGAUUGCAACAGCUUAGCUUAUUUCAUCUGUGAAAAUAAACCGAAAUGUUACCUUUAAAAA